AUGGACAACUUGAAGAAUUUAGCCGGACAGGCUUAUGGUCAAUACCAAAAGUACAAUAAAAAUAGUAGUCAAGGCAAUGGCAAUUCUGGCAACGACUCUUACGGAAAUGAUAAUUCUUAUGACAGCAGCAACAACAAUUCCUAUGGUGUAAUGACAAUUCUUAUGGAAAUGACAACUCUUUUGGAGGCAACAGCAAUUCCUCAUAUGGAGGUUCUUAUGGUAACUCAGACAACAUGUAAUAAUAAUAUGCUUAACAACUCUAAGAGCCAAAAGUCUUUUGAUCAAACUUCAAACUCAUCUAAAAUGAAUUCGGAUAACCACUCGGCACCCUUGGAUACUAGCUCCUUUAUCAAUGCCUUUUCCAAACUAGGUCUUGGUAAAGAUAACGAUCAAAAGUCUUCUGGGCAAGGCUCGGAUACUAUAAGUUAUGCAGCUGUUUUCAGCGCCGUUCAAAAGUACUUUUCUAAGAAUGGCGAUGCGUUAGCAACUGGCCAAGUUCAUUCUGAGCAGCACCAACAAGAUUUCUUAUCCAUGGUGGAGCAAGAGGCUCAAGGGUUGAUAAUGAAAGGUAACUCUUCUUCAGGACAAGGCCAGCGAGGUGCAGGCGGAUUUGAUGGGGAUGCCAAGUCUGCUGUACAAUUGGCGAAAACGCUAUUUCAAAACCGUAAUAUGCUUAUGAAGUUGGUGGAGUCUGGAGGCUCGUCUCAAGCUAGCGGUAACAGUGCUGUAUUGGCAAGCGUUGUUGGCUCUUUCCUCGGAGGUUCGACUUCCACUAACUCUAAUUCGGGCAACAACAAUGCUCCUCAAGCUAAUGCACAUGGAUUGCAGGACAUGGCACAGAGCUUUCUGGGUCCAGGAAACCACGGAUCCAGUCAAAAUGUCGGUAAUUCGCAAGCAAGCUCUGGUUUGGGUGGGUUGCAAAAUCUAGCCGGUAGUUUGCUUGGUUCUGGUAAAAAUUCCACUAGUGAUUCUGGUAAUCAACAGCAAAGUCACGGCAAUUCUCAGUCUGGAUUAGCUAGUAACUUAUUAAAUGCGGUGACUGGAGAGAAUGGUCACAAUGGAAGACCUCAGGAGCAAUCCAAGCACUCGGAAGAUGGAGGUGGUUUGAUGGGAAAGGCUAUUAACAUGUUUUUGCAGUAA
This is a messenger RNA of Schizosaccharomyces cryophilus OY26, 1140 nucleotides long. RefSeq lists its product as uncharacterized. The coding region runs from base 1 to 1140 and encodes 379 amino acids. NCBI's taxonomy places the organism in Eukaryota, Fungi, Ascomycota, Schizosaccharomycetes, Schizosaccharomycetales, Schizosaccharomycetaceae. The record is from RefSeq and is a predicted model, not a curated record. The transcript has 3 exons.